GUUUGUCUGAGUCGACUGACUCGCCCUCGCGUAGUUUGGCCCUCCCACGCCUGUCCUUGCCACUUUUUUCCGCCGUAUAUAAACAUCUGACAAACACCCCCAUCCCUCUCCCUGUUCGUUUGAGAUCACUUCAUUGAACCAUCCACUUUACUCAGCGGUCAACAUGGCGCUGCACCAAUUUGACUACCUGUUUGCCCUCGGCACCAUCUUUGCCUUCCUCGAUGCAUGGAACAUCGGUGCCAACGAUGUCGCCAACUCUUUUGCUACCUCCGUUUCCUCGCGGUCCCUGACCUACUGGCAAGCUAUGGUCAUCGGUUCAGUUAUGGAAUUUAGUGGAAGUAUCGGGGUCGGAGCCCGUGUCGCAGAUACCAUUCGAACCAAGAUCGUUGACGUGGACCUGUUCGAAGGUGAACCCACAAUGCUCAUGCUGGGCAUGGUGUGCGCCGUGUGCGCCUCCUCUAUCUAUCUUACCGUUGCCACCAAAUUUGGUAUGCCGGUUUCUACCACCCACUCUAUACUGGGCGGCGUGCUCGGUAUGGGUAUCGCGGCGGUGGGUGCCGAUGGUAUACAGUGGUGGGGAGGAGACGUCAACUCGGGUGUCGUCCAGGUCUUCUUAGCCUGGAUUAUUGCCCCCGUUCUCUCAGGUUGUUUCGGUGCCAUCAUCUUCCUGUUUACAAAGUACGGGGUCAUGCUGCACGAGAACGCCGUUGUCAGAGCCUUCUUCAGCAUUCCCGUCUACUUUGGCAUUACUUCCGCUCUUCUGACCAUGUUGAUCGUGUGGAAGGGAGGCUCCAGUAGAAUCGACCUCACCAACGCCGAGGUCAUCGGAGUCAUAUUUGGUGUAGGAGGUGCCGUGGCGCUCAUUGUCGCCGUCUUCUUCCUCCCCUGGCUCCAUCGCCGCAUCAUAAAGGGGGACUGGCAGUUGCAGUGGUACCACGUCUUCUUGGGUCCUUUGGUGCUGCGUCGCGGCGAGGUGCCUCCUGCCCCUGAGGGCUAUGCCAUCGUGCAAGAUUAUUACCGUGGCCACAAGACCAUGGAGGAGCUACAGGCUGAGCGGAACACCCCAACAGACCCUGAGCAUGCCGCUGAACGAAGCACCGAACACACCACCGAGAACGGCACUGAGAUCCACAAGGAAAGCCACACCACAUCUACGGCCGCCGAAAAGUCCGAGCCGUCCAGCAGUGCGCCUCCGUCGACCAACGAGCCCGCGCCCUUCAGCUUCAUCGGCCCCCGUCCCGAGGGCAAGGGCACCUUCCACCCCGUCAUGCUAUUCUGGCAGUUCCGUCGGUUCUUCUUCCGUGGUGUCGAGAAGGAUGUCAUCAGUCUGCAGAAGAAGCGUAACAUCUUGACCGGAGACAUUGAGAUGACGCACGCUCAUGCCAAACACUACGAUAACCGGGCCGAGUACAUGUACUCGUUCCUGCAGAUCAUGACUGCCGCUACUGCGUCGUUCACCCAUGGUGCAAACGACGUAUCCAAUGCCGUCGGCCCCUACGCUACCAUCUACUUCAUCUGGUCUACCAACGAACUCAAGUCUAAGAGUCCCGUCCCCUACUGGAUCCUUGCCUUUGGUGGUGCCGCCAUCUCCAUCGGUCUCUGGACCUACGGCUACAACAUCAUGCGCAACCUGGGUAACCGUAUCACGUUGCACUCGCCUUCGCGUGGAUUCUCCAUGGAACUCGGUUCAGCAGUGACGAUCAUCAUGGCCACGAGACUGAAACUCCCCGUCUCCACCACGCAAUGCAUCUCCGGCGCCACCGUCGGCGUGGGUCUCUGCAACGGCACCUGGCGCACCAUCAACUGGCGCAUGAUCGCGUGGAUCUACUUCGGCUGGAUCAUCACGUUGCCGGUCACGGGUAUCGUGGCGGGUUGUCUAAUGGGUAUCAUUAUUAAUGCGCCGAGAUGGGGAAUGCCGCUUUGA
This is a messenger RNA of Aspergillus melleus, 1924 nucleotides long. RefSeq names its product inorganic phosphate transporter (gene PHO89). The record is from RefSeq and is a predicted model, not a curated record. Gene Ontology annotation, cellular component: membrane. Gene Ontology annotation, biological process: phosphate ion transmembrane transport. The transcript has 6 exons. NCBI's taxonomy places the organism in Eukaryota, Fungi, Ascomycota, Eurotiomycetes, Eurotiales, Aspergillaceae. Bases 164 to 1924 code for a protein of 586 amino acids.